AUGGGAGCUUCAAUCAUGAAUCGACGUCAAUUUGUCGUGGCCGGCUCGGCAGCCGGCGCUUUCGGCCUCGUCGGGGGCUCGUUGCCCGCCGCCGCCCAGGCCCAGUUCUCGAUCGCCACGGGAACCACCGGCGCCGUCUACUACCCGCUGGGUGGCGCGAUGGCGAACAUCCUGAGCAAGAAAGUCCCGGGCUGGGCGGUCACCGCCGAGGCGACCGCGGGCUCCGUCGCCAACAUGCACAUGAUCCGCGACGGCAAGGUGCAGAUGGCGCUGACCCAGUGCGAUACUGCCUAUGACGCCAUCAAGGGCCUCGACAAGUUCGUCGGCAAGCCGGUCGAAUCGCGCACCCUGGCCGUGGUCUAUCCGAACCUGGUGCACUUCGUGACCAUGGAUGGCACGGGCAUCAACAAGCUGUCGGACAUCAAGGGCAAGCGCAUCUCGACCAGCGCGCCCGUGAGCGGCUCCGAGGUCAUGGCGCUGCGCAUCAUCGACGAACUCGGCCUCAAGCUCAGCGACAUCAAGCGCGAGCGCCUGUCGCCGGCCGAGAGCACGAACGCCAUGAAGGACGGCAAGCUCGAUGGCUACUUCUUCAACGGCGGUCCGCCGGUCGCGGCGAUCACCGAUCUCGCGGCCACGCAGGGCAUCAAGAUCAAGCUGAUCUCGACUGCUGAACUGGUGCCGGCGCUGAACAAGAAGUACGGCCCGGUGUUCGCGGCCAGCCAGAUUCCGGCCAAGGCCUAUCCCAACCAGGAAGCGGCCGUGCCGGUGAUCGCCAUCUGGAACAUCCUCGUCGUGCCGGCGACCAUGAGCGACGAUCAGGCCUACACGAUCACCAAGACCCUGUGGGAGAACCAUGCCGAUCUGGUCGCCACGCACAAGGCGUCGACCGACAUGACGGCCGAGAACCAGAAGACCGCGAAUUCGUCGGUCCCGUUCCAUCCCGGCGCGAUGAAGUACUUCGCCGAGAAGGGCAUCAAGCUGUCGUAA
Molecule: messenger RNA, 987 nt
Organism: Ostertagia ostertagi
Lineage: Eukaryota; Metazoa; Nematoda; Chromadorea; Rhabditida; Trichostrongylidae
Source: the annotation of a GenBank genome assembly